AUCACAAUUUUUCCACAUCUGCGCAGUUACACAGCGCUCCAAAUGGUCCAGAAAAAAACCCUGGCAGCACGUUUUACCCUAAGCAGAAGUUUUUAAAUCUGAGAUAAUACCCGCAACCGCCGCUGCACGGCAGCAUUUUCACGCAUGCACCCGUCUCAUCUGUGUUUCACUCGGUGAUGUGGUGUGUAGGCAGGAGGGGGGGAAAGUUGUGGACAUGUUUUCCUGGAAGUGCACGGUUUUGCGGAUACAGUGUGCAACAGUGUAACUACGGCGUUAAGAAGCCUCCCGUUGCCCCAUCGGGACUUUGGAGCGUCUUUCCGUGUUGCUGUCAAACCGCCUGAUCGCCAUAUUGUGCGCAGCGAAACUCGAUGGAAACUUGUCAGAGUUGUGACAUUUGCUGCGCACAAGCUGUCUAUGGAGCUGCGUGGAGUCGGCUUUGAUCGAAACCUUAAAGUGACUCCAUGGAGCCGAUCAGAGGGUCGUUUUUGCACCAUUGAUCAGGUCUAGCUCCCCUGAAGAUGUUGAGAAGAAUGGACAGCAGACCUCAGAUUUAAUUGCUGAAAGACGACUGCAUGUUCCCCACCCUGCACUUUCCUUUGGGAUUUUAUGUUUCCUCCGAGAUACCUCUGUAUACACAAUUAAAGAAUUUCUCGACCGCGGGCAGCGGUAGCACACUAAGGAGGGAUACACCAAGUUUUGCACGAUUAUAAAUUCAGUCGAAAGCCAUUUUCUAAUCUUAGGAGACUGCUAUGAGUCUUCCUUCUCAGGUUAAUACUGACAAGAGCAAACACCGGACUCCAGUCAUGAAAGAUGGAGUGCAGCACCCGGGGGAGGUUUAUUAUGGUAUGGGCUCUCCUGCUUUAAAAGGGAGCCAUAGUGACUCAGCAAGCGGGUCUGGUGUUUACAACCCAGAGAAAGGCCACCAAAAUCUGCCACACUAUCAGCAGCCUUCUGCUGUGAAGUGGAUGCAGGACCCCUUACAGACACCGGGGUGGAACCAGGAGGCUCCAGUGGCAGGUUGGGGCCAGAGCUUUGGCCCGUACACAAGUAGUGUGAACAUCAGGGAACAGAUAGCCUUCCAUAAAGGAGUUCAUGAAGGCCUAGCGAUGCCGAUGGCAGCGGAAAACCAGCUGACAGCCCCCGCUGAGGUUUACAGAGACGCCAGCCAAGCUCAAACUCAGGGAAGGGGGCUUGAAUGGGAGCAGCACCCCACUGCUGCUGCUGUAAUGCAUCAGGCCCAGCUACAAGCCUAUCAGCAUGGCCACAAGGGUGUGGAUCUCCAGGGGCAACCCCAUGUGCCAGCUCACACCAUGCAGGGGCCCAUUCUGCAGCCUUUCCAGACCUCAUUCAGAUCCAACAAGCAGCAGUUUUCAUCAGGUUACUACUCCAUUUUCCCAGCAAACAAGGGAAUAAUCUACGGAGAGCAGCCUAAAACUCAGCAGCAGAUCCUGCAUCAGAUGCAGCAGCAGCAAAUGCAUCACCAUCAACAGCAGCAGCAACAACAGCAGCAGCAGCAACAACAACAACAACAGCAGCAACAGCAACAGCAGCAACACAUUCACCAGCAGCUUCAGUUGCAGCAGCAGCACAUGCAGCAACACCAAAUGCAACAGCACCAAAUUCAGCAUCAGCAACAGCAAAUGCAGCAAAUACAGCAACAGUAUCACCAGCAGCAGCUGCAGGAGCAGCAACUUCAGCAGAUGCAGCAACAGAUACAGCAACAGAAUGUUCCACAGCCUGAAACAACACAACCUCAAGUCCAACCAAACCUGCAGCAGCAGACCCAAAGUUUUGGAGCUUAUCCGCCUCCUGACCCUCUUCCACCAGACUCUGGAGCGAACAAAGAAGACACACAACCAAUGGAGAUGCAUCCAGAAGCCCAAACCGGAGACGCAUCUGCACUACCCGAUCCGUCCUCUGAAAAGGUUGCCACCACAAAUCCUUUAGACGCUGUGGACUCAGCCCCCGCUGCCCCUCGGCGCUCGCGACGCCUCUCCAGAGAGGGAGAGUCCCCGCUGGGUUCUCCUCCCGGAAACAUGUGGUCCCAACCCUCCAAAGAGCCGCUGCUGCCUCCGCCGCCACCGCCCCAGAAUGGAGUAGCAGGUGUCACAGCUGCAAAAGGAGCGGACAGCCAAGCAGCAACAGGAGGGGUCAUACAGAUCACCCGCAGGAGGAGGAGGGCGUCCAAAGAGAUCAACUUGGAGACCCUUGCUCAAAAGGCUUCGGAAAUGGAGUCCCUGCCUGCUAAAGCUGCCAAGGAAGAUGCCCCGUCCGCCAUAGUGCCCUUGGUGAUCCCAGUUUCUGUGCCUGUGCACAAGAGCCAGGCAGAGUCUCAGGGCGGCUGGACUCAAGGCCGGGUUGGCCAGGGCGAGCGCACCGCGGGUCAGGCGGAUCGAAAACCCUCCGUGAUCGUGGCUCGCCGCCGUUCGCUCAGAAACUCUGUGACCGAGAGUUUUGGCCAGGAUGCCGAAAGCGAUUCAGGAAUGGAAGAGGACGGAAAGGCUAAGUUCAAGCGCCGGACUCGUCCAGAGCCCCUCAUCAUCCCUCCCCACAAACCAUCCACCUUCAUCCCCCCAUCCGUAUACUCCAGCAUCACCCAUUACCAGAGCAACCUGCGCUCUCCGGUCCGCCUGCCAGAUAACCUACACUCCCUCCCCCCCUAUACGCCUCCUCCCAUCCUGUCGCCUGUCCGAGGAGGAACGGGUCUCUACUUCUCCGCCUUCCUCACCAACAUCGCCGUAAGCAACCAGAUCCUGCCACCUCCAGCUACCCCAAAGUCCGCAGCUCGUAGCCUGCUGCGUUCCACGAGUUCAGAGAUCACACCUCCAGUCUUGCCCUUGAUCACUGAUGCCACACCAGUGUGCCUUGAACCCCGUAUCAAUAUCGGGCAGCAGUACCAAGCAGAAAUACCCGAUUUGCAAGAUCAGCCAUCUUCCCAGAUGGACCAGCAUAAAGCCGACUUGGUCUGGCAUCCUCUGAAUAACUCCAACCAGAAACAAAGCAACGAGGAGACCAUAGAGCAUUUUAUGAACUUGGCUUGUUCAAGUGUUUUCAGUGGAGGAGGAACCAAUCAGGAGCUGGCUUUACACUGUUUACAUGAAUGCGGAGGCAAUAUCCUUGAAACAAUGGAGUGUUUGAUGCUUCAAGAUCCAAUUUUCCCCAAAGGCCAUCACCUGGCAGAUUAUCACUACUCAGGCUCUGACAGCUGGACAGCGGAGGAGAAGUGUUACUUCAACAAAGGGAUCUCUGCCUACAGGAAGGACUUCUUCCUGGUGCAGAAACUGGUGCAGACUAAGACUGUUGCUCAGUGCGUGGAGUUCUACUAUUCAUAUAAAAAGCAGGUGAAAGUCGGUCGAAACGGUAUCUUAACUUUCGGCCCCCCAGAUUCGCCUGUGGAGAAGCACUCUGAGGCUGUGGUGGACGUUAAGAGCUCACAUCAGCACAGAUUAGCUCAUGGGGAGGCAGAAGAAGAAGAAAAGAAGGAAGUUUCUUUUUAUGACGAUAGUCAAGAAACCAACCAGCAGGCGAGGGUGACUCAGUCACUACAAGCUCAUGACUAUGUAACAGGGACAGUUCUGGUCAUCAAAGAGCCAAACCCAAUGAGUAAAGAGGCUCAUCAGUCAUCGGUGCCUCACAGGCCUCGGGCUGAAGCCGCCGCAAAGAAGCCCAAACCUCCACCAAAACCGCCGCAGGACCCCAAUGAAGUGUUUCCAUGCAAGAAAUGUGGCAGGGUGUUUCAUAAAGUGAAGAGUAGAAGUGCCCACAUGAAGAGCCACGCGGAGCAGGAGAAGAAGGCUGCGGCUCUGCGGCAGAAAGAGGAGGAGGAGAAAGCAGCAGCGCAGGCUCGAGCCAGGAAGGCGGCGGCGGCAGCAGCAGCAGCUGCAGCGGCGGCGGCGGCUCAUCAGGGAGGAGAGGGGGGUGGAGCUGCACAGCAGGGGGAGAACAGCAGCCAGGAGGACUCAUCCGAAGGCGAGGAUGAUGAUGAUGAAGACUGGCACUGAGUAUGAACAAAACAGGGAAAAGAACCUCAAAGCAGGGGAAUAUUAUGCAAACUGCAUGCAAAGAUGAACAAAUGGAUGAAAGGGUUAAAAAAAACAACCAAAGUGUUGCCUGCAAAUGGGCAGAAUAAGCACAAAAACUUUGGUUUUCAUGUCUUCCUGUUAAUCUUUACACUGUUUUUUUUUUUUUUUUGACCAAAACUGUCUCAGUUUGACUGUUUUCCAGCUUCACACCAUCAGCCUGGCUGUCACACUCCACAUGCUCAGAUACAGCGUCUAAAUACUCAAGAGUUUGUUUUUUGUAAGACGCACUUACAGAGUCUCUGUGCUUUUGCCAAUAUUGCCUUUUUAUAUCUUUUUAUUUAAUUUCAAAUAUAUCAAAUUAUUUUGCGUUCUCAUCUUGUGAUCGAAACUAUUAAGAGACAAGAUCAGUUAAAUCUGUCCUUUAUCAGCUGGAGCCCGUUUGACUAAACUUUGAAGGGCUUGAAUGUAAAAACUAAAAUGGGCUCAAUAUCAAAAUUUUCCCAGAUUAUUACGUUUGUUCUAGACUUUAUUUUUAAAAUUUCUAUAAUGGACCUUUUUGAAAUAAAAAUGUAAAAAAACUAAAUAUUUAUGAUACAGCAUUUGCAAUGAUCUUGGUAAUAUAAAAAAUAAUCAUGUUGGCUUUAUUAUGGUAAAUUGAAAGUAUAUAUUAAAAAGUCUAUUGUUCAGA
Molecule: messenger RNA, 4710 nt
Organism: Gambusia affinis (western mosquitofish)
Lineage: Eukaryota; Metazoa; Chordata; Actinopteri; Cyprinodontiformes; Poeciliidae
Gene: mideasa
Product: mitotic deacetylase associated SANT domain protein a
Exons: 13
Coding region: 750-4001 (1083 amino acids)
Biological process (GO): regulation of transcription by RNA polymerase II; negative regulation of DNA-templated transcription
Cellular component (GO): transcription regulator complex; histone deacetylase complex
Molecular function (GO): transcription corepressor activity
Source: RefSeq, a predicted model, not a curated record